This is a messenger RNA of Lactuca saligna, 927 nucleotides long. Lineage: Eukaryota; Viridiplantae; Streptophyta; Magnoliopsida; Asterales; Asteraceae. The record is from the annotation of a GenBank genome assembly.
AUGUCUCUAGUUGAUGAAGCAUAUGUAGCUACUUUCAAACACUUAAAACCCCUGAGAAAGUUACCCUUUACCUCUCAAAAAGCUUGUGUUAUUCCACCACCUUUUGGCAACAUACUUUUAAUCCAAGUUGAGGCUAGACAUCCAAAAGAAUACUCGAAUCACAAGCUUGAGUGGAACCAGAAACCGCACAAACCAUUCUCAACCCAAAUAACUCUACGCGACAAAAGUACCUCUUCAACUAAGGGAAAGGAGUCGCGGGAAACGUUUUUACCAAAAAUUAGAAUCUAUGACUCAGGGAGAGGAGUGAAACACUUGUCGAUAAGUGGUAGCACUGAGAGGAAGAGGAGGGCUAGCACGGAGGAGUCUUCUUCAAUGCAUGUAUCUCCCUGGGAUGAUAAACCUUACCGAGUACUACCUAGUGGGGAAAUAGCUUACUACGACGAGCGAGACAUGGUGUCGUUUCUCGAUCCACCCAAGCAACUUAUUCCUUUAUAUCCAUCUUCUUACAACCCCGCUACUUAUCUCUGACUUAUUUCAAGAGCUUGGGAGGUAGUAGGCACAAGAUAUGAUAAUUCAAACUUGGCAAAGAAAAGUUCAUCUAACUUGUUUGGCAAUGAAACCGGUUGGUGGUCAAUGAUGGUGGUUCUAAUAUGAUUUUUGGCAAGUAGUAUCGAUAUCACUUUGAAGCAACAUCCACUCAAAAUGUUAAGUGUUGAACAAAUGCAAGUAAAAGGCUAUGCUCUUCGUUUCAAUAAUGUUGCAUCUCAAAUUUAGGACUCAACUAGUUUAAUGUUUUGAGCAGUUACAAUCUACAAAUGUGUAGACUAAUUAAGCCUUUUGGAAGAUAUUUUUGUUUUAAAUAUUGAGAGUAUUAUUGUAAGGCAAGUUUAGUUUUAAUUUAAGUAAUGCUUUGUGUUUUGCAUUUUA